Molecule: messenger RNA, 4165 nt
Organism: Onychostoma macrolepis
Lineage: Eukaryota; Metazoa; Chordata; Actinopteri; Cypriniformes; Cyprinidae
Product: prostaglandin D2 receptor 2
Exons: 2
Coding region: 438-1796 (452 amino acids)
Biological process (GO): phospholipase C-activating G protein-coupled receptor signaling pathway; positive regulation of cytosolic calcium ion concentration; inflammatory response
Cellular component (GO): plasma membrane
Molecular function (GO): complement receptor activity; G protein-coupled receptor activity
Source: RefSeq, a predicted model, not a curated record
AUUAAAUAAAAUGUUUUUAUUGAAGCACAAGAUGCUAUUUGUAACAUUCUCAAAUCAUGCUGGAGAACAUGGACGCCAGGUUUUACACAAAAUUCAUUCAUUCAUUCAUUCAUACAAUCACUGAAUUGUUCUGUAUUUCAGGAGGUUUCUUCUGAAGACCCAUCCUUAAGUCUUAGGUGAAUAAACAACUGUGUUAUUUCAUUAUAAUUCCAAUGAAACCGAUUGCUAUCUUUUCUUUUAAGACUGUCUUUCCUGUUGUUGUUGUUGGAGAGAUGUUAUGAGGCAGGUACUGACAUGCUCAUGUUCCCCAUUGUAAGCUACUUUUUUUAAAGAAAAAUGAGAUCCAUUACCAUUCCUGAAUGAAACUGUAGUUGGUUUAUAUCAUCAACACCAAGAUUUUCCUAAGGAAUUAGAACUGACAUCUCUGACAUGAAUGGAUGAUGCAGGAUAAGCGAACAGUAGACAUCUGGCAGUCAUCAUUUCUUCUAAAACACCAAUUGUUAUCAAUGACUUCCUCAUUCCCUCCUAAUUCUACCCUCAGCCCAUCAUCCCCCUCAGAGCUCCACUGCCCUCUUCUGCAAACAAUGAGAUCUCACACCUUAAACAAAGACACUGGGGUGAACUUGGCAGUGGUGAGCGUCCAUGGUGUGGUAUCCGCUCUGGGGAUCCUGGAAAACGGACUGGUGCUGUGGGUGCUGGGUUUCCGUCUUCGUCGCAAGACGGUUGCUGCAGUAUGGGUCCUCAAUCUGGCGCUGUCGGACUUCCUAACCACACUAACCUUGCCGCUUUUCACUCAUUACCUAUUGAAGAACCACAGCUGGGAGUUGGGCGGUGCUUUGUGUGCAGCCCAGGCCUCCAUUUUUUUCCUCAACAUGUUUGUUUCUGCCUUCCUGCUGGCUGUGAUAUCAUUGGACCGUUGUUUGAUGGUGACUAAGCCAGUUUGGACUCAGAACCAUCGUACUGUUUCAGCAGCAUGGAAGAUCUGCGGUCUAGGAUGGGCUUGGGCGGCGGUUAACACACUUCCGUAUUUCAUGUUCCGUUCCAUUGUGGAAAAGAAGGAUGGGCACAAACUCUGCUAUCACAAUUUUGCACUCUAUUCCUCCUCAAACACACUGCACAGAGAUUGUAAGGUGCGUCAGGCAGCGACGGCAGUGUCCAAAGUCUUGCUGGCUUUUGUCAUACCUCUGGUUGUCAUCGCUGUCUGUUACACUUCCAUUGUUCUUGAACUGCGAGCUCGCAGAAAGAGGCUUGAGAGUCGACGGCAGGGUGCGAACAAUGGCAAACAGAGAUCCUUGAAAUUCUUCCGCUGCCUGUCUUCAUCAGGCAGACAAAACAGCGCUCGACUCUCAGAAAGUUUCACGAAGAUGGUCGUCUCAGUGAUCGCAACCUUUAUUCUCUGCUGGGUGCCCUACCACGUCUUCUGCUUGCUGGAGGUGACGGCUCAGUACAAGACAGAGAUUGUGGAGCUUGUGGAGGUGUACUUACCUGUCGCGACAACGUUUGCCUUCCUGAACUCUGUAUUGAACCCAAUUAUCUACGCUUUUAGCUGUCCAAACUUCUGCAUUCGAAUCCGCCAAAGUUUGGGGGCUCUUUUCGAGGGGCUGGUGGACGAAGCAGGACCCAUAGUGUGGGUCACAGAAAGGAUGAGGAGGAAAGAUUCAUUAUUCCCCUCUUCACCCGGGUCUCCCACCUUCACCAGCGUCACUCGCGUCCAGCAUGGCGUACAUGGCUCCAUCAACCUCUUUGGCUUUAAAAACUGCCCCACAAAUGAGGGAGAGAGGGACGACAAAAUGUGACUUUAUGAUGUGGAAUAUCAUAUCCUGGAAUUGAUGACUAAUGUUUCUGCGUGAACUACGGUCUACCAACCAGAGGUUACAAUCAUGGGAUGACCUUAUAAGCUUUUAUCUUUUCUGCAUCUCUUUGCUACACUGGGUUUGAUUUAAGCUAUAGUCAUGCUGGAUUAGCUCUGAGGUUGUUGUGAUUUUGAGAAUAUUAAAGAGAGUAUGUCCCUGCUACUGGUAAACACAAAUGAACUCAAAACCAAAGCCUCUCAAACACACACAAGUCAACAUGACCAAUAUUCCUGUUUCUGUUCUCUUGCAUUGUUCAGAUUAUUGACUACAUGCAUAUAUAACUCAGCAACAGGGACUUUAUUGGAAAGGUUUUUUUUCAUGCGUGUUCAAUGAACCAUAAGCAAUUAUACAUGCAACUGUGGAGUAGACAAUUACGGACACAGUUACUUAGGACAGUAAAAAAGAGACCUUUCUACUGACUCUCAAAACACCAAAAAUAAGAUGGUCCCUGAUCACCUGUGUGAACAUGCCAUAGUCCUUGCAGUGUCAAAGUGUUAAAAUGCAACUAUGUUUCCCCCCAGAUGUGUUUGAGAACUUGCAAGACGGCUUGGUGGAAGAGUGGGGUAACAUCUCACAGCAGCUCGUGACCACAUAAGAUACUCACUGCGACUUUUGUUCAGGGACUCAUUUUUCCAUUUCUGUUCUUCAAAUGCCUGCAAAACAUGUUGAGUUUAUGUUUUAUAUUCAUAGAAAUAUUUACACGUUAAGAAAUUUACAAAAUCACAAUCUAUAUGAUACAACACUUUUACCUGUUUCUAUUGCCCAAUCUUUUCUCAUUUUAAACAAACUGUUAUUACAAAUUACAUUAUCAACAAUUUAAGAAAAAAAAAACAAAACAAAAAAACGUUUGGAAGAAUGUUACUGCUGCACUCUUCCAUUCUGUAAAAGUGGAUGGUGACCAGAGGCUGACAAACUGUCAGAAGUAAACAAAAAAAUGUGAUAUGUGCAUACAAAUAUAAUUCUUCCAUUUUUUGUCUUAUGUCUUAUGAAGCCAUAUGAUUAUGAAGAGCAGACUAUAUUUCACCCAAAAAUGAAAAUUCUGUCAUGAAUUACUCGCCCUCAUGUCGUUCCAAACUCGUAAGACUUUCGUUCAUCCUCAGAACACAAAUUAAGAUAUUUUUAAUGGAAUCCAAGAGCUUUCUGACCCUGCAUAGACAGACACGUUUUAUGGAAGAUAGUAAGAACAUUGUUAAAAUAAUCCAUGUGACAUCAAUGGUUCAACCGAAAUGUUAUGAAGCAACGAGAAUACUUUUUGUGUGCAAAGAAAAUGACUUUUUUCAACAAUUUUUUCUCUUCCGUGUCCGUCUUUGACACGAGAGCACCAUUACGCAGGUGAGUAAUUGAUGUCAGAAUUUUCAUUUUUGUGUGAACUAUACCCUUUAAGUUUAUAAUCACUUAAAAUCUUGCUUGAUGGCUGUGGUUACCAUUCACUUUCACUUCAGGAAAAAGUUUGGAUCUUCUUCUAUAAAUAACAUGUAUUGCAUUCCACAGAAUCAAGAAGCAGACAUACAUAUGGUAAAAAAUAGUUUGAUUUUGAUUAUUGUGAACUCUCUGCAGCACACGGGUUGCAUGAACUUCACAAGUUUGUGUAAAACGUAAUGAUCAUGUUAUCCUUAUCCAGGAUGAUUUUGAUGAUCCAAAGAGCAACUUAUGUUUCAAUGGAAUCAAGAACAUCUGACCAUCUGUACAAAAAUAAUCUCACAUGAUCAACGUUAUAAAUUUGCUUACUUGAUUAGUGGCCUUGAAAUAGUGCAGAAUCUCAAAUAUUUCUUCCUCAAUUUCCAUCACUGUCAAAAUACAAUGUCUAUAAUAAUAAUUAUUUUAAUAUGGCUUAUUUAAUAGAUAGUUUUGCAUUGUACAAAACUUCCACAGUAUCUGUAUACUUGACCCAGUUUUUAAUAAGCAGCUGUAGUUAGCAAGGGAUCAUGUGAGAGGGAAAAAAAUAGAAAUUGUUGAACGGAUGGAUUGGACAGACGGAACAGUUCACGUUUUAAGCUGUAAAAGAGUGAGCUCUGUGCUGUAACAGUAUGAAACAGAUGCUCUUAGUGGUAUUAAAACUCCAUGUAUGCGUCACUAGCAGCUUGCAGCUACUCUGAGCACUCUAGGACAAAGGGAAUGAGGAACCCAGCAAAUCAAGAAGCGCUUUACACUGGAGUGUACAUGUUCACUGACACAUACAUGCUUAGCAAGAACCCACAUUUACAUAUUCUUCUCAUAGCUCUUAAAUAUAAUGCUUGUUUUUAAAUUAAGCUUGUUGAAUAGGUCUUAGCAAUUAGAUUAUCAAUUGAAUACAUCUUUAGCAUCUCUGUGAA